Phaedon cochleariae (mustard beetle) is the source of this 13414-nucleotide messenger RNA. The record is from the annotation of a GenBank genome assembly. NCBI's taxonomy places the organism in Eukaryota, Metazoa, Arthropoda, Insecta, Coleoptera, Chrysomelidae.
UGAGAAGCCAGUGUGUGCGGAUGCUACGCUAGUCGUCCGUCUCAACCAGUUUCAAGGACAUCUUUUAUUGGAUUGUGAAAACUUUGAUGGGCUUGUGAGCAGUGCAUUCGAGUGAUUGUGAAUUAAUUUUCUUGACUCGUCAGCAAAACCCGAAAAACAAACUAGGACAUAUUCUGAUCGACCAGAAAACAACUCCCAAUCGACACCAAAGAAGACAUCACUACCCAAGUGCGCGUUCCCACAAGAAAUAAUCUCGCUGCCGGUACCUACAGCGCAGGCGUGACACAUCGGCCAGCAGACGCACCGGAUUCGUAUCCUAUCGACGAUGGGACGCGCUCUUGCGAUCGGAUAGUGCUCGCGAUGUGCUUUUCUGUGAUCGGGGAGGUGUGCAGUGCGCAAAGUUGAGCGUGAAGGGUAUACAGGGUGGAAAGGGGGUUAAAAGUUGUGUGAUAGUGGCUAAGAUAAGAGUCAACGAGGUGACCGCGUCGGAUAAGGGUGACGGCCGGCAGGAGUGCUCUAUUAGAGGUGACGAUGACGCGCCGCUGCCCUCCGCAUCAUCGCCCUACGUCAGCAGCAACAGCAGCAGCAUCAUCAGCAGCACCAGUACCGGCAGGAUGGACCUCGGCGGCGUGGGCGGCAUCCUCCUCAACCAAAUCAACGACCCGUCAUCUUCUUUGUACCACCUGCACCAGCGCUUCCAGCCCGAGGACUCGCGCAGCGAUUCGGGCGUGAGCUCGCUGAGAUCGGGCAGCGGCGAUGAGCGUUCGGGCAGCCGAUCGAGCGCCCUCAGUUGUCCAGACGACGGCCCGUCGUUACCGCCCCAAGUAGUCGCCACCCCGCCGCAUUCGUCGUCCUCCUCCUCCUCCUCGUCGAACUGUUCGACUUCGUCGUUGUCGGCGCAGUCGCACAACAGGUCCCCCUUAUUCAUUCCGGCAUCCCCGUCUGCUUUGAGCAGCAGACACCACCUCCAGCACGAGCAGCAAGGGGGUGCUUCGAGCGGCAGCGAACCCGUCCGGGUUUGGAGGGACCCCAACCUGUUGCUGGAGGAGCCGCACGUCCGUCACGUGCACAGCGUUCAGCAUCAGGCCUCUUUGUUCCAGACCCUCUUGAUGUCGCACUCGAGCAGCCCGUCGUCAGGAGGCGCUAGCAGUGGCGGAGGAGCCGGCGGUCCGCCCCCCACCUCCUCCUCCGCCGCCUCUAUGGGCGUGUACCCCGUCGCCCCGCCCCCGCCUCCCUCGCUGAUCGGUCCACCGCACGUGCCGCACCAUCCGCACUUGGGCCACGCCCCCCUCUACCAUCCGGCGCAGUUCAGCGCCGACAUGCUGUGGAAGGCGACCAAUAGGGCGUCGCCGUACGGGGUGCCCGCCCACCUGUUGAAUGCCACCGCUGCGUCGGUUGGGCAGCAGCAGGGGCAGGGCCACGCCGGCGCGGAAGAGAUGAUGGCGGAGAGAGAGCGCGCUGCGAUGGCGAUGCAGGAUAGAGAUAGGCAGGAGAGGAUGUUCAGGGAAAGGCAGAAUCAGGAAAUGGCGGAGAAACAGCAAAAGGAGAAAGAAAGGAUGGAGAGAGAAAAACAAGAACAUAAAGAAAAAAUAGAGAGGGAGAGACAAGAAAAAGAACUGGAGCUAGCCUUACACAAUCACUUUGAGAAGUCUUUGAGGGCGGUUCACCAAAAGAGAGAACAGUGGAAUCCUACGACGAAUAGGCCGCCGCAAUCUAGGACGUCGAGCCUUUCGGAGGAUGACAGAAAAAGAGUGGAAGAAAUUCAUCACAGGGAACAACAGAGGCAUAUGACUGUUAGAGAUAGUAAAGACCACAGAGGUUAUUAUGGCGCUGUCCAAAGGCCGGCGAGCGUGCCCGGCAAAACGGAAUACCCGCCCCCGCCCGCUCACAGCCGAGUGGGCGGGCCCGCCUGCAAGCCCGCCCCCGAUAAAAUGGCGUCGCACGGCGUGCCACAGCAGCAGCAGGCGGGCCAACCUUCCAAAAACGAGAUGCAACACGUGUACGGUUACGCGUCGGUGCAGCAGCAGCAAAAUGCUUAUUUCGAGCCAAAGAUGAAGACGGAGAUGCACAAGAGUGGUCAGCAGCAGCAGCAGCAAGGUGGCGGAGGCUUGGUCGUUACCAAAUCCAUGGACAGGGGUGAUGGGGGAGCCAUGGUGGGGGAAAUGAAGAACUCGGUGAUUGUGAAGCACGACACGAAGAAUCCCCAUCAUUUGGACCAACCGCGCGUGUCCAUGGCGCAUUCGCCCAGUCCGAAAUUGAGGAAUGAGAUGAUGGGACAUUACCAGAGCCAGACUGGACAAAACAAGGGCAUGUACGAGUACAGGAGCCCCACCCAGUCCCCCCAUCAUCUAGCGCACGUCGCUCCCACUUCCCACCACCAGCACCAGGUGGAGGCGCAGAACAUGGCCAAGGUGCAGCUGCAGCAGCAACAACAGCAGCAGCACAGGCCGCAGCCGCAGACCUCCAGCCCGCACCAGCUGCAGCAACGGCACAGCCCGCAUCCGCAGCAGCAGCAGCAGCAUUUGCAGCAACAGCAGCAGCAUUUGCAGCAGCAGCAGCAUCACGCGAAUGAGAUGCGGUACAGGAGCGGGGCUGAAGCACAAGCGAUGGUCUAUCAUGCCGCAAAAACGAAUUAUCCCUACACCACCUCGACGUACACCAUGUCGACGAUGUCGGCCACGCCCACCGCACCGCCCAACGCCAAAUCGAAGGUGAGCAGCCCCGCCCCCCACCAGAUCUUCGGCAAACCGCCGUUGGGAGGCGUGUCCGUCGUGCCGGUGACACGCCCCCUCGUCCAUCACGACCUAUCGGGAGCGACGGGGGCCACGCCCGUCCAGCUGACGGCCAAUAAGCCGGUGCCGUCGAUCUCGUCGUCGCCCUAUCAACAGGUGUCGCAGUACCAUCUGCCCCACAACGCCGCCCCGUCGCAGCUGACGUGUCCGCCCCCGCCCGCCCACAGCAGCCGCGCCUCCACCACUAGCGGCCUGCUGAUGGACAGGUACGCCCCGCCCGCCGGGCUGUCCGUCAAGUUGGUUGGCGUGGGCGUGGCCGGGACGUCCCCGCCCACGGCGACGUCCGCCCCUUUGGCGGGGGUGGGGGUCGGAGGAGGAGGUGGUGGUGGUAGAGGGCAUGGCGGGUUCGCGCAGAGUUUGGUGGCCGGGCAACAGGUGCAAACGCAGCCACUCGACUUGGGCGUCAGCUCCGCCAAAUUCGAGAACCACCCCUCCUCGCCAAAACGCAAAUCCAGCACGCCCAUCUCCCAACUGGGCGUAGGUGCCAAUCCGGGCAGCCCCGUUUGUCUCGAAGUGAAAAAGAGGCGGAUCGAUACGCCUCCAGCGACCACCCAAUUCGUCUCUGUCUCCGCCCACUCCGCCUCCGUCUCCGCCCACAAUCCUCCCCAAUUGGCGCGAGUGAGCGAACCGAGUCCGCUGAUCGCGAGCGCCGCGACGACCAUCACGACGGUGGUGAAUGCGGCCGUCGCUUUCCGGACGACGCCGCCGACGGCGUUGAUUUCGAGGCAGACUCCGCCCCCUGAGGUGGGGGGCGUGGUGGAGUUGGUGGGCGGGCGGCCGGAGUCGACCAGUCCGAAGCCGGCCACGCCUACCGCGACGGCGCCGUUGGGCGGGAGCCCCGCCCCCUUGAGCGCGGCGACCACGCCUACUCUUAGUGUUACGCCUCAACCGGCGGAAGAAUCACCGGGCACCCCCGCCAAAGUCAACCCGAGCGUCUUGGACUCGGAGAAAUCGAACAGCCCCGGUCCGCAAAAGAACCCCUCCAGCGCCAGCUACCCCGUCAGGCACCUGAAGAAGGCGUGGCUGCAGAGGCACACUGGCGAAGACGUCGAAGACACCACCGGCGUGGUGGGUUCGGGCAGCUGCUUGACCUUGCCCUUGAACAUCAAGGCCGACCUCGGAGCGACAGGUGCUGCUGGAGCAACAGGUGCCACGCCUACUGCCGCUGCUGCGACCAAUGCGAACGCGGCGACGGUGACGAAAGAGAAUCCGGUGAAUUCGAUACAUUCGAUAGGCUCGAUGGCGGUGAAUAGUAUCAACAAGACUAAGCAUUUCUCCAGCAAAGCGGCCAACAGAAAAGCGGCAAAAGAAGCUACUGUGAACGGCGAUGCGAAAAACGACGAUUCAUCGAGCAGCGAUCAGGAGCGAGGUAGAAAAUCACCUCCGAAAAGAAAACCGCCCAAAGUGAAAAGGAAGAAAGGAGGAACAUCGGCCAAGAAGGCAGUGGAAGAAAAAAAACGCAAAAGCGGCCCGCAGAAAUUGCAGUCUGUAGCGGUAGCGAGCGAAAGCGGCAGCGACAGCGACAAAGAGAGCGGCAGCGAAAAGGACAGCGAUUCGGGAGCGAGCGCUUCAGCGCCGACGAAAAAAUCCGCAGGAACGGGAAAGGAGCAGCGCAAGCGCGGCAGGAAACCCAAGGGCGGUUCAAAAAACGAUAAAGGCGAGGAGCCACGUCCGAAGAAGAGCAAAGACGACGCGCCGCCGCCCCCUCGUGACCCCUCGCGCAAACCGCCCGUCGGGCAGCUGAAGAAAACGGGGGAGAGUUUCCUGCAGUACGGCACGUGUUUCGAGGUGGCGCCGAAAUUGGCGAAGUGUCGCGAAUGCCGAUGGACGGUGAACCAGCGAUCGAAGAACGUGCCGAACAUUUUUUGUCGGUUCUACGCUUUCCGGCGGUUGAGGUACACGAAGAACGGGCAGCUCGCCAUCGCCGGGUUUUCCGAUCCACACAAGGACGCGUUGGAGGAGGACUUGAAAUUGUGGCUACCCAACGCCGACCAUCCACCGGCCGAUUUAGACUUGGAAACGUCCCGUUUUCUGCUCAAACAAGUCGCCGAUCAUUUUUGCGACUUGUUCUUGCAAGAAAAAGAGGCCAACACCGAACACAUGUCCGAAGAUAAAACAGUCGCUUGGAAACGGGUGGUACAGGGUGUUCGAGAGAUGUGCGACGUUUGCGAGACGACGUUGUUCAACUGUCAUUGGGCGUGCGGCAAAUGUGGAUUCGUCGUUUGUAUAGACUGUUACAAGAGCCGGAAAAAGGGCGCAAUGAAGAUGUGGGGCGAGCCAGGCAAAGACAGGGACGAAUUCUCCUGGCUGCUUUGCACCAAUCGGCAAGCUCACGAACAGGAAAAGCUCAUGCUGACUCAGAUAAUCGCUGGCGAUUCGCUGAACAAGCUCGGCAGAAUGGUGCAUGAAACUCGUGAAUUGUGGAACAUCGAACAGUUUUGCGGUUGUCCCAUGAUCAAGGAGUUCACGCAAAAGACGAAUAAUUUGCACGCUAAAGAGAUCGUCCGAUCGAUACUGGGCGAUAAAGUUAAUGGGGUCAAAAAGGAGAUUAAAGACGAGGACGACACUCGAUCGCAAGACGGCGAGGAAAAAAAGAAGCCCCCCUUGGGCUCGAGCAGCGAAGAAGACGAAGACGAAGGCGAGGGCGGCAACUUUUCCACGUUGCGCGAACUCCUCAUCCGACCGUCGCACAAGCCGAACGGCUCGUCGUCGUCCAGGGCCGGAUCGCCCGUCGUGGCCGCCGCCGCCGCCUCCGCCUCCUCCAAGGGGGCGGAGACGAGGAAGAAGUUGCCGGCGCCGACGAAGCCGGCCGAUCUGGAUGACGUCAUAUCGAGCGUGAUCGAGGACAGCGUACCGCAAAAGGUGGAGGCACCGAGCGAACCGAAGCACGAGUUGAAGCACUUCAUACGGCGGUACAAUUGGGCGGGCAAGGGCAGAGUGCAGCUGCCCAUACGCAUAAUGACCUUGACCGAGAGCAAGAUGCUCUAUCCCGACACGCCGCACAGUUGGCUGUGCGACGGCAAGCUGUUGCGACUCAGCGAUCCGCUUUGCAAGGCCAACUACAAGAUUUUCCAGGAUCAGUGGAAGCGAGGUCAGCCGGUGAUAGUGUCUGACGUCACUCGCAACGCCGAUCCGGACCUCUGGCAUCCGGAGGCGUUCGCCCGAGAUUUCGGGGACGAGAAAAACGAUCUAGUCAAUUGCAUGACGGGCAACUUGGUGCCCAAUCAGCCGAUGCGCAAGUUCUGGGAGGGUUUCGACCAUUUCAGCAAACGGCUCAAGGAUGAUCGCGGGCAAUCGAUGCUGUUGAAGCUGAAAGACUGGCCUCCCGGCGAGGAUUUCGCCGAAAUCAUGCCCUCUCGCUACGCCGACCUGAUGAAGGUGCUGCCCCUAGCAGAAUACACUCACCGCACGGGCAGACUCAAUUUGGCCAGCCGGCUGCCCGAGUGUUUCGUUCGCCCCGAUUUGGGUCCCAAGAUGUACAACGCGUACGGAUCGGCGUUGCAUCCCAACAAGGGCACGACGAAUUUGCAUUUGGACAUUUCCGAUGCGGUCAACGUCAUGGUGUACGUGGGAAUCCCGAAAGAUGGCGACACCGAUGAGCACAUCAAGGAGGCGUUCAGGGCCAUCGACGAAGCGGGCUGCGACAUAUUGACGAGGCGGAGGGUGCGCGACAAGGGCGAAUUGCCCGGCGCCCUUUGGCACAUCUACAAUGCCAGGGAUGCUGAUAAAAUCAGGGAUUUGCUCAACAAGGUGGUGGUGGAGAAGGGCGGCAGACUGGAGCCGCACCACGACCCCAUCCACGACCAGAGCUGCUACCUGGACGGGCCGUUGCGCGAACGGCUGUACAAAGAGUACGGCGUAGAAGGAUACGCCAUCGUGCAAUGCAAGGGAGAUGCGGUUUUCAUUCCCGCCGGGGCGCCGCACCAAGUCAGGAAUCUGCACAAUUGCAUCAAGGUGGCGGAAGACUUCGUCUCGCCCGAGAACGUCUCCCACUGCUUCCACCUCACGCAAGAGUUCCGCGACCUCACCGACACCCAUUCCAACCACGAGGACAAGCUGCAAAUCAAAAACAUAAUUUACCACGCUGUCAAGGACGCCCUUUCCGCCCUCGAGGCCGUCAUCGAACGUCACGACGCCGAGAACGCGGCGGCGAAGAGCUCGGACGACGGCAGCGCCACCACGACGUCGAACGACGGCGAUAAUUCCGGCAAGUCUGAUUCGAACGAGGGCGUGUGAACGCGCUUUCUUUACAUUUUGUCCGCCGCGGCAUUUUUUGAUGGUGCUUCCAGACGAGUUAUAGGGAAAAUGUCGGGUUUUGUUCUAUGAUAAUUAUUUUGGCGUGGAUUUGAAAGCACCGUAACACAACUCGUACUUUGAAUAACUAUUUUUGAUGGAUGGUACAGAAAUUCUCGUGAAAAUGUGGAAUUGGCGCAGUCGGUAGGAUAAAAAUUAAUAACACGACAGCUGAAUUACAUGCCUCGAAUAAUGAUGUGAAUAACCUUUGAUCAGCUUUCAGGACAAAUGUCAUUUUUGUUCAUGUGUUGGCUUGAAAUUUUGUUCGAUAAUAUUUUUUUUACGUACAAACUACCGAAGUUCUCGUGAAAAUUUGAAAUUAGUGCAGUCGGUGGGAUCAUAACUAGUAGCAAUGACAGUUGCAUUACGUACAUUGAAUGAUAUUAAUGAACCUCUGGUGGACUUGCGCAAUGGGAAUUGCCGACAAGUGUCAUUUUUGUUCACUUGUUGACUUGGAAUUGUGUCCAUAAUCAGUUUUUCACGUUACUAGUAUGCACCGUAACACAACUCGUACUUCACAGUACUGAAAUUGUCGUGAAAAUGUGAAAUUGGCGCAGUCGGUAGGAUCAAAAUUGAUAACUCGACAGUUGAAUUACAUGCCUUGAAUAAUGAUGUAAAUAACCUGUGGUCAGCUAACAAUAGGAAUUCACGACAAAUGUCGUUGUUGUUCAUGUGCUGGCUUGAAAUUUUGUUUGAUAAUAUUUUUCUACUUGACUAGUAUGCAUCAUAGGACAACUCGUACUUCGAACUACCAAAAUUCUCGUGAAAAUGUGAAAUUAACGCAGUCGGUAGGAUCAUAAUUAGUAGCAAUGACCUCUGGUGGACUUACGCAAUGGGAAUUCACGACAAGUUUCAUUUUUGUUCACUUGUUGACUUCCAUAAUCAUUUUUUCACGUUACUAGUAUGCACCGUAACACAACUCGUACUUCACAGUACUGAAAUUGUCGUGAAAAUGUAAAAUUGGCGCAGUCGGUAGGAUCAAAAUUAAUAACACGACAGUUACAUCUCAUGCCUGGAAUAAUGAUGUGAAUAACCUGUUGUUAGCUUACACAAUAGGCAUUCACGACAAAUGUCAUUUUUGUUCAUAUGCUGGCUUGAAAUUUUGUUUGAUAAUAUUUUUUUACGUUACUAGUAUGCAUCAUAAGACAACUCGUACUUCAAACUACCGAAAUUCUCGUGAAAAUGUGAAAUUAACGCAGUCGGUAGGAUCGUAACUAGUAGUAAUGACCUCUGGUGGACUUACGCAAUGGGAAUCCACGACAAGUGUAAUUUUUGUUACUUUGUUCACUUGUUGACUUGGAGUUUUGUUCCAUAAUCAUUUCUUUACGUUACUAUCAUGCACCGUAACACAACUCGUACUUCUAAGUACUGAAAUUCUCUUGAAAAUGUGAAAUUGGCGCAGUCGGUAGGAUCAGAAUUGAUGACAUUACAGUUGAAUUACGUUUCUAGUGUGCCUUGCACCAUAAGACAAUUCGUAAAUUAACGAAAUUCUCGUGAAAAUGUGAAAUUAGCGCAAUCGGUACGAUCAUAAAUAGUAGCAAUGACGGUUGCAUAACGUCCAUUUAAUAAUGAUAUUAAGAAACCUUCGGUGGACUUACGCAAUGAGAAUUCACGAAAAGUGUCAUUCUUGUUCACUUCUUGACAUGGAGUUUUGUUCCAUAAUCAUUUUUUCACGUCAUUAGUAACAGAACUCGUACUUUGAAGUACCGAAAUUUUCUUGAAAAUGUAAAAUUGGCGCAGUUACUGUCACAAUUAAUAAAUAACGAGAAAUGUUAACACACCGAUUUACCACAUAGCUCCAAGAAUUCUGUUGAAAUCAAUGGAUAUUAUAGAUCCAAAUUGUUUCAAAAACUAUAAUCCAUGAUACCAUUAUUCUUCAAAACAUUAAGCUCUAGGUGAUGAUUUUCUUCCGGGCAUCGCUGAUACUAAAUUAGGAUAUGAUGUUUCAAAAAAUGGUCCACGGAAAUGUAGAUUUUGCAAUUCCAAUUUCUCCUGCUCAUUCUACUUUCACAAAGUCACUCUUUUACCCUUGAAUUCUUUAAAAUAACCAUUAAUAUCGAGAAAAUGUAGAAUUGGCGCAGUCGGUAGGAUCACAGUUGAUAACCAUCACAGUUAUAUUACAUACAUCGAAUACAGAUGUGAAUAACCUCUGGUGGGUUUACUCAAUUGUUCUGCCUGACUGGUGCUUGGAAUAAAAGAAUUGAAUACAAAAAUAUCAAAAUUAUCGAACAGUCAUAAUUGAAAUGUCUACAACAGAGGUGAAUAACAUUAUAUAUUGUUCUGUUCACGAUGACAGGAGACGGGUGUAUUUAUUCAAAUAGAAUCUAAUGACUCUUGCAUCUUGCAAGUCUUUUAUACCAUGGUUUUUUCAAUAUUAUGUCGAUUAUAAGCUUAUAAUCGUUCCAGUGUUGAUGUUCAUAAUCACCAUCAAUAGAACAGAACAGAUUUCUAAGGUUGAAUUAGCAGAAGGAGUAUAAAUCUUAUGGAUAAUCCAAAAAAAUAUCCUACCGACUGCGCCACUUGUUGACUUCCCUCAAGUAUUUCGGUAUCUAUCGAUGAAAUUUCAUUUGCAUCGUAUCUGGGGACCAUUGCAAAUGAUCCUACCGACUGCGCCACUUAUUCAUUUCCACAAAUAUUUUCGUAUUAUCUGAUAAUAAUAGGAAUUGUUUCGUACUUAUUGUGUUAUAUCACGCGAAAAUAGUUCAGUUUGUGACAUUUAUCAAGAAACUUGUGAGGAAUUCUAUGCUAUAACUUGUUUGGAGCACCGACAGAUGAUUCAGACGAUGACGGAUAAAUAACUUUUUGUGUGAUAAUAAUGUAAAGCUGGACGUUGGGGUUUUCGACAUUCCUGACACACGCGUUCGAACAAUAUGAGAUCGAGUGCAAUUGUUUCUCUCGUCUUUGUGGGUGUGUGUGUUCACGUGCGUACUUGUACAUAGAUGUACAAAGAAAAAUAUAGUGGCUCGAUGAAAAUGCUGAAUAUGCACGGUUUUACCUUCCUGUAUGUAGAAAGAGACUCGGUACGACUCGAGCGUACUUCUUAUCCGAUUUUUACGCAACCUUGUUUGAUGAUGAUGAUCGUUUUUUUUUUAUUGUUGGUCUUGCGUGCACCGUAUGUCAGCUUUUUUUGACAAAGCUUCCGGUCUAAAGAAUCACUGAGAAGUGUUUUCGAUACUGUAUGUAUUAUAUUUUGCCACUGUUUCAUCAUUGGUCCAAUUUUUCAUUAUGAUUUUUUUCUUGAACAUUACGUUAUUUAUUUAUCAGAAAAUCCGAAAUCGGACAGUUGAAAAACAGAAAUAAUUCUCAUUUUCUAAUUUUCUUUGUAUUGAGAUGAUGUUUUUUUUUGCCUUGUGGCAUUUUCAGAAUUGGACUGAUUGAUUUGCAGUUUCCAAGUUCGGAAACAUUUUUCUGUGGUGCAUUUUUACUAUCGGUGUUUUGACAUUUCUUCAAGUUUCCAGUGUAUUCGAUGUCGUUUGAAAUUACCAGAAAACAUAAUGGUUAUUUUCAACUAACUGUAUGAAUAUGUGCCUGUAAAAAGAAAAAUUGUAUUUUUAGCAGAGUAUGCUGCUAUUCAGUAUUCAAUGUGGAAUAACUAGAUUAUUUGAAAGUUUAUCGUCAAGUGGAGGGUGAUACUCGCCAUUUUGUAACAGUUACGAAAAAAACUAAAGAAAAACUCUCAAAGUGCUAUUUCAAAGUGCCAAUUCGUUAUAUUAGAAGAAAACUUUGAUUGUUAGGAAGCCUGCUCGUAGUAUCUCGAUUGGGCUCCGAAAAUUCGAACUGAAUGAUCUCGAUUUAUGUUUAUUCUUUCUAGUUUACAACGAUGAAAAAUGUUUCGGUAUAACCCUGCCGGACAGAUGAAAGCGCGUUCACCCCAAAUGUCGAGGUACGAUGCCGAUUUGACGUUUACUCAUGGUGGGCAAAGACAAAAACGUCAAAUUGACAUCUGUCAGCGAUAGAAAAUAGCACGUCGCCCCACCUGGCGGCAAUAACUUGAACUCGUAGCCUCAUUGUAGCCCAAGGAGACAGAUUAACUUCGAUCAAUUCAUAAUCAGAAUAUUUAAACAUUAAUUUAUUGAAUUAUGUUGCAUCCUAGGGAUUGCUUGCUCGAGAAGCGACAACAACGCAAUUUGCCGGCUUUGACAUUUCAAGUAGCGGUGUUGCCACAAAAUUGCUUCAUAGUUUUGAACGGUAGUUCACAUUUUAUUUCAUAAUUUUCAAUUACUACGUGUGCAAAGAAACUGGAGAAUUCUGAAGAAGCUGUGUUUCUUUCAACAGUUGUUUGAAGAAUAUCUAUUUGUUUAUCAUAUCCACAAUAUUACGACGUUGCCAAUACGACAAAAAGGUCCGAUUGCCAUUCCUUGUGGAAAUAUUCGAGGCCAAAUAAUUAUACAGGGUGGAGACUUUAACUGGAAGAAAUGAAGAGUUUGAAAUAUUUUCAACAUAUUUUCAUGAAUAUUUCAAGUUUUAGCGAUUCAGUAAUGAGGCAUAUUCACCAGUUUGCAUCAACACUUGUGAAAUAUUUCAUUUUGCGAUUGUGUAGAAACACUGGUAUAAAAUAGCAGCAGAUAUCAGUUGUAGCAAGAAAUUGCUUUGAAUUGCAUUUUCAGCGAUUUUAUGCAACCAUCAAAAGUACUAAAAACUGAAAUUUGAUUAGUACACUGGAAUACUCUUUCCACCAGCUUUCCAAUGAGGGGUCACAAGCCAAAUGGUUGCAUUUGAAAAAAAAAAAGUAAACAGGGUGGUGUCAACUACCCAUGAAGGGCUGUAUUUCCCAUAUUGCUUGCAAAAUGUAGGUAAGUACAUUUGAACGUUGACGUAUAUCGGGAAUUUCAAGAAAAAAUAAGUCCACUUCUCGCUAGCGAAUUUAUUCUAGUUAAAGUCUCACCCCUGUAGUUUUAUUAAUGAUAUAAUGUUGUGUGUCCUUGGGUUAAUAAGUCUUCACUUGAAACCCUUUCUUAGCAGUUUGUUUACACCAAGUUAUCGAAAAAAUACCGCCAGAUGACGUUGGUUUAUUUUCUAUCGCGAUAUUAUGCUCGUUUUGUAGGGUCGGUGGUUUGAUGCAGUGACGUCAUAUCGGCGUUAUUGUCGUCGAGACGAGACUUUAGGUCGUCCGUUUCCAAGGUUACGGUAACUUUGCGCGUGCGCGUUCGGGAAAGUGACUUGUAUUUUCUCGCUACUCGCCGCCAGGCGUACUGAGAAUACACACAGGGUGUUUCGAAAAAAGGGUAAUGAGCUACAGGGUAGGUGGUAUACUCCGAAAUGGGGGAAAGGUUUUUGUGAAUAAUUGUUCCAAGAAAGUGCGGUUUUUGAUAUGAAGGUUUUUUUUUAGAGGAGUGACAUGUCCUUACAACUCUUCAUUCCAUAGAUUUGAUGAAUUUCAUUGAGGGUGACGCACAACUUUCAAAAACGACAUUAAUUUUCAAAUGGGACGUCCUUUUGUAUAAUCUUCAAUUUUCAUAUCCUAGUAACAUUUCUAAUGCAACGUUUUCAGGCACUCUGGUUUCGUGAAUUAUUAUUUUUCUAAUUUUGAAACGUCUUUCUUUUAAAUGAUUCAUGUAAUGUUCAUUGUGUCAUCCAAAAUUCGGUUGUCAAACGCUUUAUUCUGUCAUAUGAAGUGAACUUCAAACCGACAAGCGAAAUAUUGUAACCACCAAAUUCUCAAUACAAUAAUUAAUUGAAAUUAUCAAUCUGAUCAAUUUGGAGAACUUUUUAUUUCCGCUAAAAUUUUGAGAAAAUAUUGUUCGUAACUUUGUGUAACUCUGUAAUUUCGAAUCGUUCAGUAGGUACUUUGAGGAAUGAGAACAUCAUCAAUGCAAUAUAAUUACCUUCAUCUCCAAAACCAACCAAACAUUCUGGACACCAAUUCACAAAAACCUUUUCCCCUUUAUUUCGUCGAGUACUAACCCACGUCGAAUAUUCUCACAAUCUUUUUCGAAAUACUUUUAGUAUCACUCAGUACGUCCGGCCCAAGUAGAGGGAAAAUACCGGUCACCAAUUUCGAUACCCCCACUCUCAAAGUAACCGUGACGCUUGGAAGCGGACGAUUUGACAUCUCGUCCCGUACGACAAUACUCAAUAUCUCGACACUGUGGUCAAACCGACCGACCCGACGAGCAAACACUCGGGGUGAAACCGCUAGGGGUAGGCUGAAUGCACCCCAAUUUACCCCCCGCCCCAUCCCCUAGCUUUGUUUCUUUGUUAGGAAGUACUGGUUUUGUAAAUUGAAUUACAUUGUAUAUUGUAUAUUAUUUGAAUAGAUUUUUGUACAGUAACAAAGUUUUUUUGUACUAUAUAAUUAAUGUAAGAAUAAAAAACACAAAUGUUUAUUA